GGUCACGUGGCCAGGGCGCCGCCAUGACGGCGGAAGUGGUGGCGGAAGUGGCACCGUUGCCAGGCAGCCGUUGUCAGGCGUCGCGGGGCGUGCUGUGCGCUGGGCGCGCGGAGGCCAAGGCGGGAAGCUCGAGCGGCGGCGCCAUGGCCCGAGCGUGGCAGCACCCGUUCCUCAACGUCUUCAGACACUUCCGGGUGGACGAGUGGAAGCGGUCCGCGAAGCAGGGGGACGUGGCCGUGGUCACGGACAAGACCCUGAAGGGCGCCGUGUAUCGCAUUCGGGGCUCAGUCUCCGCCGCCAACUACAUCCAGCUCCCUAAGAGCAGCACCCAGUCCCUGGGGCUGACUGGGCGAUACCUGUAUGUGCUCUUUCGGCCCCUGCCCAGCAAGCACUUCGUCAUCCACUUGGAUGUGUCCACCAAGGACAACCAAGUCAUCCGUGUGUCUUUCUCCAACCUCUUCAAGGAGUUUAAGUCUACGGCCACGUGGCUCCAGUUUCCCUUCGUCCUGGAGGCCAGAACACCUCAGACAGAUCUGGUGGGUUCGGCACCCCCUGGAGCCCGCUGGACCUGCCUGCAGCUCGACCUGCAGGACGUUCUCCUGGUCUACCUGAACCGGUGCUAUGGCCAUCUCAAGAGCGUCAGGCUGUGCGCCAGCCUGCUGGUCAGGAACCUGUACACCAGCGACCUGUGCUUUGAGCCUGCCAUCUCUGGGGCCCAGUGGGCAAAGCUGCCCGUGACUCCUAUGCCUCGGGAAAUGGCAUUCCCUGUGCCCAAGGGAGAGAGCUGGCAUGACCGCUACAUCCACAUCCGGUUUCCAAGAGACAGCUUGAAAGUGCCUUCCAAGCCGAUUGAGAAGAGCUGUUCCCCUCCUGAGACAGUCCUCCUGGGGCCGGGGCCGCAGCCUUUCCCUUGCCCGGUGGCCUCCAGCAAACCUGUGCGGUUCAGUGUGUCUCCAGUGGUCCAGAUGCCCAGCCCCACAGCCUCCGGCCGGGCCCCCUUGGCACCCAGGCCCUUCCUGGAGGUCAGCUUGUCCCAAGAGCGCUCAGACGCCUCCAAUGCGGAUGGCCCCAGUUUCCAUAGCCUUGAGUCCUGGGCCCAGGUGGAGGCCUCUGACGCCCACACGGCUGCUGCUGACACCCACGUGUUGACUCAUGAGUCGGCUGAGGUGCCUGUGGCCCUUGAGGACACCGGCUCCUGCGAGGGCUUCCUCCCAGACCCGGUCCUGAGGCUCAAGGGCGUCAUCGGCUUCGGGGGCCACAGCACCAGACAGGCCCUGUGGACCCCGGACGGGGCGGCUGUCGUGUACCCCUGCCAUGCGGUCAUCGUCGUCCUGCUCGUGGACACGGGGGAGCAGCGCUUCUUCCUCGGCCACACAGACAAGGUCUCCGCCCUGGCGCUGGAUGGCAGCAGCUCACUAUUGGCCUCGGCCCAGGCAAGGGCCCCCAGUGUGACGCGGCUCUGGGACUUCCAGACCGGGCAGUGCCUGUGCCUGUUCCAGAGCCCAAUGCACGUUGUCUGCUCCCUCAGCUUCUCUGACAGCGGGGCCCUUCUCUGCGGGGUUGGCAAGGACCACCACGGGAGGACGAUGGUGGUGGCCUGGGGCACCGGCCAGGUGGGCCUCGGUGGCGAGGUGGUCGUUCUGGCAAAGGCGCACACUGACUUUGACGUCCAGGCCUUCCGGGUCACCGUUUUUGAUGAAACCAGGAUGGCGUCGUGUGGGCAGGGCAGCGUGCGACUCUGGCGGCUGCGUGGCGGGGCGCUGCGUUCCUGCCCCGUGGACUUAGGGGAGUACCACGCGCUGCAGUUCACUGACCUCGCCUUCAAGCAGGCCCAGGACGGCUGCCCAGAGCCCUCGGCUGCCAUGCUCUUCGUGUGCAGCCGCAGUGGCCACAUCUUGGAGAUUGACUGUCAGCGCAUGGUCGUGCGGCAUGCCCGCCGCCUGCUCCCCACACAGACUCCGGGCGGCCCCCACCCGCAGAAGCAGACCUUCAGCUUAGGCCCCGGCAUUGCCAUCAGCAGCCUCAGCGUCUCCCCGGCUGUGUGUGCUGUGGGCUCUGAGGACGGCUUCCUGCGGCUCUGGCCCCUGGACUUCUCCUCGGUGCUCCUGGAGGCAGAGCACGAGGGCCCCGUCAGCUCAGUCCGUGUCAGCCCCGAUGGCCUCCGUGUGCUGUCUGCCACCUCCUCGGGCCACCUGGGCUUCCUGGACACGCUGUCCCGGGUGUACCACAUGCUGGCUCGCUCCCACACCGCCCCGGUGCUGGCCCUCGCCAUGGAGCAGAGGCGGGGACAGCUGGCCACCGUGUCCCAGGACCGCACCGUCCGCAUCUGGGACCUGGCCACCCUGCAGCAGCUAUACGACUUCACAUCAUCAGAGGAUGCCCCGUGCACUGUCACCUUCCACCCUACAAGGCCAACCUUUUUCUGUGGCUUUAGCAGUGGGGCCGUGCGUUCCUUCAGCCUGGAGGCUGCUGAGGUCCUGGUGGAACACACGUGCCACCGAGGAGCCAUCACCGGCCUGACCGCCACCCCUGACGGCCGCCUGCUCUUCAGCUCCUGCUCCCAGGGCUCCCUGGCCCAGUACAGCUGUGCAGACCCCCGGUGGCAUGUCCUCCGAGUGGCAGCGGACAUGGUAUGCCCGGAUGCCCCCGCGAGCCCCUGCGCUCUGGCAGUCAGCAGGGAUGGCCGCCUGCUGGCCUUCGUGGGACCCUCCAGGUGCACAGUGACAGUCAUGGGCUCAGCCUCCCUUGACGAGCUGCUGCGCGUUGACAUCGGCGCUCUGGACCUGGCCAGCGGCCGCCUGGACUCAGCCAUGGCUGUGUGCUUUGGCCCUGCAGCUCUGGGCCACCUGCUGGUAUCCACCUCGUCCAACAGAGUCGUGGUGCUGGAUGCUGCGUCGGGCCGCGCCAUCCGGGAGCUGCCCGGUGUCCACCCUGAGCCCUGCCCCUCCUUGACGCUCAGUGAAGACGCCCGCUUCCUGCUGAUCGCCACCGGUCGGACUGUCAAGGUGUGGGACUACGCGACACAGGCCAGCCCAGGCCCCCAGGUGUACAUCGGCCACUCGGAACCCGUGCAGGCUGUGGCCUUCUCUCCUGACCAGCAGCAGGUCCUCAGCGCAGGGGACGCCGUCUUCCUCUGGGAUAUCCUGGCCACUACUGAGAGCGAUCAAAGCUUCCCCGGGGCCCCCCCAGCCUGCGAGGCAGGCCCGGGCACAGGACCGCUGGAGGAUGCGGCGUCCAGGGCCAGCGAGCUCCCUCGGCAGCAGGUCCCCAAGCCAUCUCGGGCAUCUCCACCACGGCUAGGCGUCUGUGCCAGGCCUCUGGAAGGUGGCGAUGGUACCUUUUCCACGUCGGAUGAGGAAGGACCCUGUGAGGAGAGCUGUGACCCGGAGGGGCUUGGGCAGGCCUCAGGCCCACCUGUGCCCACGGAGGAGGAGGCCGGCAGGGCUGGAGACGGGGCCUGGGCUGCGGCAGUGGGCUCCUGGGGGCUUGCCCUGCCUCCCCGUCCCCCCGGCCAACCCCGUGAGCAGUGGAGGGCAGGGCAGGGACGCUGGUGCCGGUGCAGGGGCUUGAGGGCAGUCGGCGCCAGGGACACCAGGAAUUCGGGGACCCCACGCACCACCUACCUGGCUUCCUACAAGUCCUUCACGCCUGCCAGGGUCAGCUGCAGCCCCCACUCUGCCAAGGGCACUUCCCUGCCUCCCGCCAGCGGUGGAUGGCUGCGUCUGAAGGCUGUCGUUGGUUACGGCGGGAAUGGGCGGGCCAACAUGGUCUGGAGGCCGGACACAGGCUUCUUUGCCUACACGUGCGGUCGCCUGGUGGUGGUAGAGGACCUGCACUCUGGCGCUCAGCAGCACUGGCCCGGCCACCCUGCGGAGAUCUCCACGCUGGCCCUCAGCCACAGUGCCCAGGUCCUGGCCUCUGCCUCGGGCCACAGCAGCACGACCGCCCAUUGUCAGAUCCGCGUCUGGGACGUGUCUGGUGGCCUCUGCCAGCAUCUCAUUUCCCACCAUAGCACCACCGUGCUGGCCCUGGCUUUCUCACCAGAUGACAGGCUUCUUGUCACAUUGGGGGACCACGACGGCCGCACCCUCGCCCUGUGGGGCACGGCCACCUAUGACCUCGUGUCCUACACCCGCCUCCCGGAGCCAGUGCAUGGCGUGGCCUUCAACCCCUGGGAUGCCGGCGAGCUCACCUGUGUGGGCCAGGGCACUGUCACCUUCCGGCUCCUGCAGCAGCGCGGGGCAGACGUCAGCCUUCAGGUGCAUCGAGAGCCGGUCCCAGAGGCAGUGGGGGCUGGAGAGCUGACCUCGCUCUGCUACGGGGCACCCCCCCUGCUCUACUGUGGCACCAGCUCUGGCCAGGUCUGUGUCUGGGACACGCGUGCCGGCCGCUGCUUCCUGUCCUGGGAGGCGGACGACGGUGGCAUUGGACUGUUGCUGUUCUCAGGCUCUCGGUUGGUCAGCGGCAGCAGCACAGGGCGGCUGCGCCUGUGGGCCGUGGGGGCUGUGUCGGAGCUGAGGUGCAAGGGUUCAGGCGCCAGGUCCAGUUCUGUGUUCAUGGAACACGAGCUGCUGCUGGACGGGGCUGUGGUGAGCGCCAGCUUCGAUGACAGCGUGGACAUGGGCAUCGUGGGCACCACGGCGGGCACGCUGUGGUUUGUCAGCUGGGCCGAGGGCACCAGCACGCGUCUCAUCAGUGGCCACAGAAGCAAGGUGAACGAGGUGGUCUUCAGCCCCGGGGAGUCCCACGGCGCCACAUGCAGUGAGGAUGGGAGUGUGCGAGUGUGGGCCUUGGCCAGCAUGGAGCUUGUGAUCCAGUUCCAGGUGCUGAAUCAGAGCUGCCUCUGCCUUGCAUGGAGCCCCCGGUGCUGUGGCCGCCCUGAGCAGCAGCGGCUAGCGGCAGGCUAUGGUGACGGCUCCCUGCGCAUCUUCAGCGUCUCCCGCACGGCCAUGGAACUCAAGAUGCACCCCCACCCGGUGGCGCUGACCACUGUUGCCUUCUCCAGUGAUGGUCAGACUGUCCUCUCUGGAGACAAGGAUGGGCUCGUGGCUGUGAGCCACCGCUGCACAGGGACGACUUUCCGUGUGCUGAGUGACCACCAGGGCGCCCCAAUCUCUACCAUCUGUGUCACAUGCAGAGAGUGUGGAGACUUAGGGGUGGAGGGCACAGACCUAUGGCUGGCUGCCAGUGGGGACCAGCGGGUCAGCGUCUGGGCCUCCGACUGGCUGCGGAACCGCUGUGAGCUCGUGGACUGGUUGAGUUUCCCAAUGCCUGCCACCACGGAGACUCAGGGCCACCUGCCACCCUCCCUCGCUGCCUUCUGCCCUUGGGAUGGGGCGCUACUGAUGUACGUGGGCCCUGGUGUUUACAAGGAGGUGAUCAUCUACAACUUCUGCCAGAAGCAGGUGGUGGAGAAGAUACCACUGCCCUUUUUUGCCAUGUCCCUGAGCCUGUCCCCGGGGACCCACCUCCUGGCUGUUGGCUUUGCUGAGGGCAUGCUGAGGCUGGUAGACUGUGCCACGGGGAUUGCUCAAGACUUUGCCAGCCACGACAAUGCAGUGCAUCUGUGCAGGUUUACACCGUCCGCCAGGCUGCUCUUCACAGCCGCCCGCAACGAGAUCCUGGUGUGGGAGGUUCUCGGCCGCUGAGAUGCAGCAGGGACUGUGGUGCUGGGCAUCACGGCUGGUCACGCCAGGCACCUGGACACAGGCUUGGCAGAGAAGCCAGGUUGUCAAUGGGCCUCAUGCUGGGACAGGCCAGGAUCAUGUAAAUCUCCUGGAUCAAGCUGUUGUAAAUUUGGCGACCUGAAAAUACUUUAAUACCUGUUGCCCUUUUGCCUAAGAAAUUUUUAAUGUUUCUAUCUUGUAAUAAACAUGGGCAUUUAUUGCA
Messenger RNA from Symphalangus syndactylus (siamang), 5889 nucleotides. RefSeq names its product WD repeat domain 90 (gene WDR90). NCBI's taxonomy places the organism in Eukaryota, Metazoa, Chordata, Mammalia, Primates, Hylobatidae. Gene Ontology annotation, cellular component: centriole. Gene Ontology annotation, molecular function: protein binding. The record is from RefSeq and is a predicted model, not a curated record.